Anolis sagrei ordinatus is the source of this 12286-nucleotide messenger RNA. RefSeq names its product A-kinase anchoring protein 12 (gene AKAP12). Gene Ontology annotation, cellular component: cytoplasm. Lineage: Eukaryota; Metazoa; Chordata; Lepidosauria; Squamata; Anolidae. The record is from RefSeq and is a predicted model, not a curated record. Gene Ontology annotation, molecular function: calmodulin binding; protein kinase A binding. Gene Ontology annotation, biological process: signal transduction; regulation of protein kinase C signaling.
UUCCUCUGAGCCUUUUUUUUUAAAGAGGAGUUUGCAGAAAGCCACUGGGUCCCUUUCCUUCAGUCGCAGCCUGAGCGCUUCCCUGAGCGGCAGAGAGGAGGAGGAGGAGGAGGAGGGAGCGCUGCUGCAACUGCCUGGACAUCUUUCUCCUUGCUCUCCUCGCCUUUCUCCUUCGCCGGCUGGGCCAAACAAACCAACAACAACAACAACAACAAACAGGAGGGAAACCCAGCAGGAGGAGGAAGAGGAGAAGCCGCAGUUUCCUUCCAGCAUGGGAGCCGGCAGCUCAGCGGAGCAGGCGAGCCCCCAGGACGGGGCGAAUGCCGCAGAAGCGCAGCCCCCUCCACAGCAGCAGCAGCAGCAGCAGCCCCCCGAGGGGCAGGAGGAGGAGGAGGAGGAGGCCAAGGGGCCCGAGGCCGAGCAGCAGCAGCAGGACCCCGCCAAGGCUUUACAGAAGAAUGGGCAGAUAUCUAGUCUAAAUGGCAUUACAGAAGAGCAAGUGGACCUCAGCCUCAAGCCAGACGAGCUGAAUGGACAGCAGGCAGAAGUCAUCGUAACAGAUGUUGGACAAAGGGAAACUGCAAACGUAAUUCUGAAAGAGGAGUCUCUUGAAAAUAUGGAGGCCAGACCACCAGAAUCAACUAACAAUACAAAUAAAAAUGAUGAUCAGAAGGAUGUACAAGAUGCUGAUAAACAAUCUCCAUCAGUAGAAGAAGGAGAAGAACAGGAACAACCUGGUGAAUCUCCAUCAAAUGAUGUUGGAUUUAAAAAAGUCUUUAAGUUAGUUGGUUUCAAGUUUACGGUUAGAAAGGACAAGACUGAGAAAGUAGAGCCUGUUCAGUUGUUGAAUGUAAAAGUAGAUGAUACAGACGUGGCAUCAGAUAGAUCUGGUGAUCAUAAAGAAGUUAAGAAAGAAACAAUGGAGGAAGCAGCACAAACAGAGGUACCUUGCUCUAUAGAAAAGACUGAACAAGAAACUCAGACUGAUAAAAUGAAAGAAGAACCUUCUCUUGAAAAAGAAACGGAAAGCUCUAUUGAAGCAGGAAGCCAGGAUGCAGAAAUGAAAAACGAUGAGAGCAAGUCUCCAGAGUCUCCAACCAGCCCUUUGACUAGUGAAACAUCAUCGCCUUUUAGAAAGUUCUUUACUCAGGGUUGGGCUGGCUUUAGGAAGAGAACAAGCUUUAGGAAAUCUAAAGAAGAGGAACAACAGGUUCUUGAGAAAGAAAAGCAAGAACAAGAAAGAGAAGUAACCAAAGAAGAAGAGGCUAUCAAAGAAGAAUUGGAAGAAGCCCACGCAGAUACGUCCAUAGAAGCCAGUGAUAAGAAAGUAGAAGAAAACAGAGAAGAAAAGGAAGGCAAGGAAAUGAAAGAUGUAACAGCAGAAACACAUCAGAAAGAAAUCACAAUUCCUCAUGAACAGUUAUCAAAGCAGGAGUCUGUUGAAGAAGUAGAUGAAAAAUUAGAGACAAAUUUGAACGGGAAACGUGACCUGGCCAUAGAGGAAACACCAGAUCCAGGGCAAGAAAGUCUCAUAGUUAUAAAAAGCACUCCAGAAUCAUCUGAGGAAAAAAUUGAACCAACACAUCUUUCAGAAAAUGAAGAAAAAAUGGAUCAGUCUGAUCAAACUACUAUAAUUAUAACAGAACAACAUACGGAACAAGCUGAAACAUUUGAAGAAGGCAAAUCUGAACCAAAACCACCUCUUUCAACAGAAAUUGAUGUUGAAAAACCUGCAGAAGCUAAUGUUGAUCUUAGUACUAUUGUGGAAAAGGAUGAACCAAAAACAAUUCAAAAAGAACAACUGGUCCUUGAACAAUCAGUUGAAUCAGAUGCUGAGAUCCAAAGAAGUCAACCCACUGAUGAACAGCUAAAAGACAAAGAAACUGUGCCUGAAACUGUGAAUGAACAGCUAAAGCAAACAGAACCAAGUGUUGUAGGUUCUAAACCUCCAGAAGCUAUCACAAAUGGAGUUGAAUUGAUUUCAUCUCAAGAAAGAGCCAAGAUGCAAGGCAGCCCAUUAAAGAAGCUUUUUUCAAGUUCUGGUUUAAAGAAGCUGUCAGUAAAGAAACAGAAAGGAAAAAAAGAAGAGACCAAGUCAGGUGAAGCAGCAGAACAAACACAACAAUUCUCUGAUUCUGCAGAGAGCCCAGAAGAUCCCAGGGCAGAAAGCUCUGCUUCUUCCCCUGAAGAAGCAAUGGAAUCUAUAGAAAAAGGUGCAGAGACAUCACAAGUCACAGAAACUGAAGACAUUUCUAUCCCAAAUAUUGAGAAAAGAAGAGAAAGUAUUACAGCUUGGGCUUCUUUUAAAAAAAUGGUGACUCCCAAAAAACGAAUCAGAAGGCUUUCAGAAAGUGACAAAGAAGAAGAGCCAGAUAAGGGGAAAAGUGCUACUCUGUCUUCAACUGAAAGUGCACCUUGUGAAGAACAGGAAGAUGUUAAAGAAAAUGGUGAGGAACAGAAAUUAGAAAAAAGCACAGAUGAACCCAAGAAAAAAGUUGAUACUUCUGUAUCCUGGGAAGCAUUGAUUUGUGUAGGGUCAUCUAAAAAAAGAACCAGAAAAUCGUCAUCUUCUGAUGAAGAAGUAGGACAAAGACUAGCUGAAGAAGGACAAAAAACAGAUGAAACUGUACCACAGAAAGAGACAACUGGAGACAUAACUUUUACAAGCUCACAGGAAAGUGAUCAAGGACAAGGAGGUUCCUCACCAGAACUAGCUGGAAGCCCAUCUGAAGGUGAAGGAGUUUCCACAUGGGAAUCCUUUAAAAGAUUAGUAACUGCAAGAAGAAAAUCUAAAAUAAAGAUAGAAGAAAGAAAUGAAGACUCUGCUGUAGCUCAAAGCUUAGAGUACUCUACUUCAGAUGGAGAGUCCGGAAAAGAAGAAUCCUGGGUGUCAUUUAAAAAAUUAAUGCCUAGCCGUAGAAAGAAAAAGUCAGAUGGAAUACCAGAACACACACCCAUUCAGGGAACUGGUGAAGGAAUUGCUGAAACCAAUGAGGAGGACUCUGAUAUUCCAGCUGUUGUUCCUUUAUCAGAAUAUGAAGCUGCCGAACGAGAGAAAUUUGAAGCGCAAAAGACAAAUCAAGAGGAUGCAACUGUGAAAGUUUCAGACCAAAAAACAGAAAAGCCAGAAGAUGCUUUAGUAACUGAGCAGUCCAGUGAAGGUCUAGUUCAUGCAGUUACUGUUACAGUAGUAGAAGGGGAAAGAGCAGUUACUAGUAUUGAAGAAAGGUCACCAUCAUGGAUAUCAGCUGCUGUUACAGAUACUGUCAAAUGUACAGAUGAAGAUGAAGGAAAACAAGCUGAGCAAACUAAAACUGCUGAAGAAACUGUGGCAGUCACUAAACUUAAGCCAGAAAUUAAAAAGGACAUUAGUGGUGACACUAUUAUCAGUGAAUUGGAAUUAACCUCAGAAGCAGUCACAGCUCGAGAAGAAGCUUCAGGUGUUGAAGAAGGACUUGAAGUGUCCUGUGCUGAAGAGACAACUGAAAUGGUUUCAGCCGUUUCAAGGCUAUCUGAGUCUCCUGAUACAACAGAAAUAGCGACACCUGUGCAGGAAGUAGAAGAAAGUCAGAAAAACCUAGAGUUGAGUAAACAAACACAGGAAAUUCUUCAAGAAGUUGCUGAAAGAGUUAAAAUGUCUGAGGGAACAGAAGUGAUUAGUAAAACCACUUCUGAAGUAAUAAUUCAGCCAGCAUUAGUACAGAAAACUGAAAUUACCGUUGCCUUCGAAGGAACAGAAUUGACUGACGAAUCUGAAUGGACUGAUAUCCAGAUUAUUGAAGGCAUAGAAAGUGGUCAAAAGCAAGUUGAAAUUAAAGAAAGUGGUUUGAAGGAAGUGUUGGAGAAGAAUCAUGAAAUGAAUGUUGAAGUGAAAAAAGAUUCAGACGAAAUAAAAACUUUGAAUCAAAUUGAUGAGUGUCAUCAUUCAAAGACUAAAGAAGAAACAUUAGAAAAACCUAGAAAAAUUGCUGAAGACAAAGCAACUGAAGUUAAAUCAGAAGAAGAAGAAGAAGAAGAAGAAGAAGAUUUUGUUAUUGUUACAGUAACACCUGAAGAGAAGCCAAAAGCAACAAUUGAAGACAUAGCUGGAAAGCAACUGGAACAAUUAAAAAAAGGUGAUAGUGUAUGUUCAGCAGAGGAAAUUAAAGUGCCUUUGGAAGAAGUAGUGCAAAGUAAGGCUACAGAAGAUAUUUCAAAAGUGCAAGAAUUACAAAAAGGAACAUGUGAAGGCAAGCUUAGCUUCUCUCAGAAGCAAGAAGAGGUGGCAAAUGUCACACCUGUAUUGGAUGCAGAACAUAUAGAAACACCAGAAGUUGACGUUAAAAAGCCUCUUGAACAGAAUGAAAUAAAAGACUCUGAAUUUCUAAUACAGCCUCCACUCGCUGAAACAGUUGUACCUGAGGCACCCAUCCAGAGCAAGAUCAUUGAUGUUCCAGUGCAGGAUGAUGAAAGCAAAGUUAGUGAUAUGGGUAUGGUCAAAGCUGCUGUACUUGGCUUAGGAACAGAAAGCACAAAGGAAGUUGGAGUUGAGGCUAGCAUUCAGAACAAAGAAAAUGAGGCCUCUGUCGAAAAUGUGGAAAUUGAGACCGGUAUACAGAAAAUAGAUCCUGAGGGCCAACUGCAAGAAUUAGAAACUAAGAUAUCUUUAGAAGAUGUGAAACCCGAGCAUAAUUUAAAGACACAGAUCCAUGCAGAAAUAGUGGGAAAAGAGAUAUGUGAAAGAAAGAUGGAUGACGAGAAGAUUAUACAGGCUAAGGACAGUAUGCAGAAAGUGGAAACAAAUGGCCAUGUAGAAAAAGUGGAGGAUAUGUGCCAGAUACUGAGUGGAGGAACAGAAGAACUGGCAGAAAAUUCAGAACUAAAGAUGGAUGUAGAUCUUCCCAUAGAGAAGACAAAAACAGAGUCAAUCACAGAAAAAGCAGGUGUUGAGGAACACAUAAAAGAAACAGAAGCACAUCUCUGUCCAGAAGAGAUGGCUGUAGAAUCAGAUGCAGAAAAGGUGGAAAAAGAAAUGCUCCCAGCAACACCUGAAGUGAAAUCAGAAAUACUCAAAGAGAAGAUGGAAUUAGAGCCCCAUGCUGAACAGUUAAAAACAGCAGCCAGUACAGAAAAGGAUGAUGUGAAGGUGCAUGUGAAAGUUGUUACAGAGAAGAAAGGUGCAAAUGAAGCCGAAGUUCCUACAGAGAAGACAAGUGUAAGGGUGGAAACAGAAAUCUGUGCAGAGAAAGUAGAUUCAAAGGUGGAUGCGGACUCUUCCACAGAGAAAGGAGAUGUGAAGCUAGAUGGAGCGAUAUUGACUCCAUCAAAGAGUACAGAUGAAAAUCUGAAGAAGGAACUGCCCUCAACAAGAAUGGAUAUGGAGCUCCUUGUAGAAAAAGUAGAUGCAGACGCUGCCAAGAAAAAAAAUGAAAUGGGGGUUCCUCCAGUGAAAGAAGAUACAGGGCAUUCCACAGAACCAGAAGUUGAAGCACCCAUAGAAAAAGCAGAAGCUGAGACCCAACAAGAUAAAACAGAUGUAGGCCCCCUGCUAGAGAAGGCAGAUGCAAAGCUUGAUUUGGAGGUCAUUUCAGGGAAGAAACAAGCAAAGGUGUGUGAAAAAAAGUCAGAAGAAAUGGUGGAAGCAGGAGCCCCCAUAAAACAGCCAGAACUAAAUGAGAUCAUGCAAAAAGUGGAGAUGGAAUCUUUCACCACAGUUCAAUCUGUGGUGAAAGAUGCAGUGGCUUAUUUGACAACAUGUGUCUCAGAGGAAGAAUCUGUGGCGAGUGAAAUGACUGGGGUUCCUAUUCAGGGAGAGACAAAAAGUGUUGCCAUUUCCUUAGAAUCAAAGAGUUCUGAGGCACAUUUAAAGAACGAAGGAGAAGAUACUGCUCUUCCCCUAGAAAAGGUAUCAACAGAACAAAGUGCAACUCAGCAACAAGGGGUAUUGGAGGUUUCAGUACCUACUCAGGACAAAGUGGAUCCAACCCAAAUUGUUGUAGAAGAUGCCAACCUUAAAUUGGAAUCACAAAUCACAGAGAGUAUUGAAGCCGAAGCCAGAGAAAGUAAUGACCUCAAGGACAACACUGUUAUGAAAUUAAAAAGUACCAAAGAAACUGUAACUGAUACCCCUAUGCAGAUAGAAAACAUUGCACUUCCUAUGAAAGAGGAAAAAAUAUUAAAAUCAUUGAACACCUCUGCAUCAGAAGACUCUAUUCAGAGUGAAAAGAAAGACAUCCUUUCAGACUCAAAAGACGUGGUCCUUAAGGUAAUUGAAGCAACUGGGGAUUCUGUGAAAAAAGAAGUAGCAGCUGAAACAGAAUCAGUAAGAACACUAAUAAAUGAACUUGGAAGCACUGAAGUAGAUAGAGCCAUUCUUACCUCAGACUCUGGAAAUUUAAAGAGUCUUGCCUCAGAUGGCAUUUUGGAAAAUGUAAGAGAUAGUACUCUAGCAGAUGACAUAGAAGCAAGUAUCAAUGAGAUUCCUGUACAAGUUCAUACAUGUCCUGAUAAAUUGCUCUUGGAAACAGUCCGUCCGCUUUCAGAGCCUACAGAAGUUUCAGAUAGUUGUCAGAGAGGACAAGUAAUGUCGGAUAAAAUGCCAAUGAUGGAAACAGAAAAAUCAUCAGAAAACAUUCAACUUGCUGGUGGGGACGUACUUCAUGCAGCUCCAGUACAGCAAGAGAUUUUUGCUGAGCAACAGGAGGCUGUCACCAUGAACAUUCCAGAAGUGCAGAAUUAUGCAGCUCAUAAAUCUUCAGUAACGGUAACAGCAACAGACCUUGAAGACCAAGGCAGUACCGAAAGAGUUACGCUUACAGAAAAAUCAGCUGAAACCACACAAGCUUUACUAGAAGCAACAAAAGAAACAGCAUUCCAGGUCAUACAGCAAGUGAGCUUUGAUCUCUUAGGACAUGGGGCUCCUGGUACUGAGAGAGGAUCUGAGAAGACAAGUUCAGAUGUGGAAGAGCCAGUUCCAUCAGAAGCAAGUUCUGCCAAAGAUGAUUUCCUCUCAAAAAGUGGGUUUGAUUCCAUCCCUGAAACGAAGCUUCAAAAACCUGAGACUAGCCAAGAAGCUGAAAAACAGGUGGCAUCUCCAGCAAGCAGCCCAUCUUUAACUCACAUAGAAUUUGAAAAAGAUGUUGUUCAGUCUGUAACUAUAGAGUCUCAAAGUACAAAAAUUGUACUAAAAAUCAUCCAGAAUGCUGUUGAUAAAUUGGAGAAAACAGAAGAGCCAGCAUCACAAUCUGAACAGACUGAAGUAUGUUCAUUGCAAGCAGAGAAAUCUGAAAUCCAGGGAGAUUUACAGAAACAAGAAGCCAUCAAAGCAACAGAAGAAAUGCCUGUAAGUACUGACAAACCUGAAAUUGGGAGAAGUUCAAGUACCAGAAAGACAGCUGCUGAUCUUAAAGAAAUAAAACACAUGUCACAGGAAGAUGAACAGUCACACACGUUGACCACACUAGUGGAAGACUCUGGAUCUAUGAGUGAAGCUGUGAAAGAGAUUGUCAAAGAAGAAAGUUUGCAGAAAGAAAAUGGGGAACUGAAGUGUCAGUCUGCAGUGGACACAUCUUUGCCCUCACAAUCUCAGAGAGCUUCCUUGGAAAGUGUUGUCGCAGGACAUCCACCCAAAGAGUCACUUGAAGCAGAUCAACCAAAGUUCAAGGACAUGGAUGUGGGACAGAUCCAAGAACAAUUAAUACAGCAACAAAUGCCCCUGAAAAAGAAAGAAGAACACAGCUUAUCAACAGGAUUUAUGGAGAUACACUCUGAGAUUGAUGUAAACAACCAGGACUGUGCAUCCCCUGAGAAUCCACAGUUAAAACUAGAGCUCACAGAAUCCUGAGGUUUCAUUUGAAUGGAAAUCCAUGUCUUAUGCUUGAAGGGACUAGUUCCCAAAGAAGGCAUCAGAAGAGGAUGGGUUCCUCUGAACUGGCUGAAGACUAAUGAAUUUGAUCAGUGAGAACAGACCACUGCUUCCUGGUGUUUUUCUGAGAAAGCCACCUGACAAUCCUGAAGUACCAUCAGGAGCUUGAGUCACCUCCUUUUCUUUUGAUCCCCAACACUUCAUUCCUUCCUUUUCACUUUUUGUUUUGUUUGGUAGUAAGGGGAUGGGUGUGAGUAGGCAGGAAGUGUUAUGUAUUGAUAAAAUUACAUCCAUAACUUAAGCUGGGAAAGAAGUUGGUGUCUUUUAAGCUUCCUCUUUUUAUCAGUGCUUCCAAAAACUGGAUUGUAAUUCUCCGUGUAUUUAUAUGUAUAUCUUCAAGCAAUAUCUGAUAUUCAUGUAUGUUUCCUCCUCUCUAUGUGGACAGAAAGAAAACUAUCUUCUCACCUUUCUUGCCCUAUAAUUGUAGGAAAAAUACUGUGAGUGAGUGACAAAUAGCUACAGAUGAAUACUAAUAUUCUUACAAGUGCUUUGAAUUGGGUCCACUGGAUGGAUGUGAUAACCAGUGCUUAAUACUGUAUUUGGCCUUACUUCCGUAAAAACUAUGCCCAGAAGUCAUUGGAGCACUGGUGCCAACAUAGUCAUCUCUUUUCAUGUUCUGUAAGAAUGGUGCUGCUUCUGUUAUGUGUGUUGGAAACCCUUGGGCUACAGUCAAUUAGAGAUUGGUGUGUGCUUAUACAGAAUAGUUAAAAUUAGUUGGAUCCAGGUUACACCUUCCAUAGAUGUAAAGGUUCCUUGUGGGGGGGGGGGGGUACUCUUUGUUAGUUUUCUCCUUCUUCUACCAUCGUUUGUGCUCUCUCAAAGUAUAUUCCAGAGAGCAAAGUGAACAACACUGGGUGUUUUAGGGAAAGAGGAAUUGCAAAGUUAUCUGUCUCUUCCUUCUGUGAUUGAGAACAUUCUAAGUAGAAAUCAGCUGAACAGAAGAUAGAUUCAACCCAGUGGUCCUUAAUCCUGCCUGAGUCUGUAUUUGAGUGCAGUUUUAAAGACAGCCUUUUUUCUUAGUCACCUGAAGGAAUGGGAGAAGUUUUACAAAGCCAAACACAUAAGUGACCACAUCAGACUAUUCACCAGCCUUGAGAUAUAAUUCAUUUAAAGAAAUGAUAUCACAACUUAGGCAAAACGGUGAGCUGCUUUUAACCUGUCAAGAAAAAUAUAAUAUGAUUCCAUUAAACUUUAGUAUGUUUCCGGAACAUACCUACAUACAAUGAGUUCUUUACGAAAAAAAAAGUUUGAUGAACAAAGGAUUAUGUCUGCUCUGUAUUUUUAUCCCCUGGUUAGGAAAGAGUGUUUCAUUAUGCCUAUGUACAUUUAGUAAAUUGUGAUUUCUGAAAAGUGAUUUUAAUAAAAGACUUAGCUUAUACUUAGCUUUGCACUUUUAAUUAAUUUUUUUCAACAAAACGAGAACUAGGGGGCCUUGAGCAAAGUUACUCCCAGUAUAAAAUGGCAGUUCUUAGUACAGCCAGUUUAAAUUGUUCAUAAUACUGGGCAAGCUUGAAAUGCUAAAUAACUGAAUAGUAAUUUGAAAUGUUCAAAACAUUUAGUAUUUGAUCUUCUAGACACAAAGUAUGUCUAGGGGGUGAAGUUCUAUUGCACUUUUUGUCUCUACACCUAUUCAGCUGAGCCUGUCACAUGGUCCAGCAACUUUCUUGCCCUACCUGUAUAGUAAUUUAUUUGAAAAUGAAGUGAAUGAGCCAAAUGAAUGUCAUCUUUUAGGGGCUGCAUCGCAAGUAAUGAAAGAAAAAUGUCACUGGUGUGAUUGCACCAUCUAGUGGUUGCUUUUCACACUUGGUUGUUUUGGAUAGCAUUUGGCUAAUAUUUGUCUUCUCUCAAAUAAAAUAUAAAAGAGAUGUGAGUUUCUUAAACUCAUAUUGCAUAAUAUCUGAAACACCUUUGCUAAUUAAUUGCAGCUAUAAUAAAAAUGCAGCCUUAUUAGCAUAGUACAAUGUGCAGUUCUGUGAUGAAGUACCUGAUUUGUGAAUAUUACAACAGUUUGGAAACAGAGUUUCUUUGAACAUCAAGGAAAUAGAACAGCUCAAGAGGUGAAUUCAUGUUAUCAUAUAAAGCUGUAUUUUAAAAAUGUAAAAAAAAAUUACAUGCUUCUAAGAAAACAGAAUAGCCAUUUUCUUCACACAUGUCUACAACUACUGUUUCCAUGCCAUUGUUAAUUGGAAUUUUCAUUACAAAAGGUCACUAAAUUAUUUUGGUGUAAUUAUAGGGUUUUUUCUUUUCUUUUAAUGAGUUGUCAGAGUGAUAAGCAGGAAUAUUUUUCUGCUUUUAAAAUGAUCAGUGAGGUUAGGGAAUUAGGGCAAGAGUCAGAAUAGUAAUAAGACCAGAAGGAAAGUGAUCUUUUUGCUUUAUGAGAAACUACUAAGCAUCACUGCUGGAGGUAGGAAGAGGAUACACCAAUGAUUAAUUGGCCAAAUAGUGCUUAUCACACGGACACGGAGUGCUUAUCACUGCUGGCACCUCUUCAGUGGUGGGGACAUAUCCAUGUAUGUCUCCUAGUGUCCAUUAGGAUGGAUAUAUCUUCUCAUCCCCUCUGUCCCUCUGCAGCAGCAGUGACAAAUUAUUACUUCCACAUCACCCAAUUUCUAGGCUGAUUUAAAGAGAAAACAAUUCUUUCAAUUGCAAAUCUGGAAACAUUAAGUAUCUCCUUACAAGGGUUCCCCAAAGUAGCCUCCACCUUCACUACUCCAACUAUUUUGUGCAACCUAGUGUUGAAAGCUUAAUUUACUCUGAUUAGGAUCAGGUUUUGGGGUCCUGUAAGACAUGAUAGGUAGAAAAAAACUCAACACUAGUAACUUUUUCGCUCCACUUGAAGGGUAGCCCACAAAAUCUCUUCUCUAUUACAACUUUUGAGCUGCUCAACAACAAAUAGGUCUCCAUGAAAAGCACUCUGUGUACAAUUAGCAUGUGUCUUCUUCCAAGCACUAGUCCUGCCAUCAUAGUAUGAAUCAAUUUGUGAGAAAGUUCAGUGUGUUUAGUGCAAGCUGGAAACUUAAGAAAUUUUGGAGGUUAAAAUGUAGUCUAGUCUGUUUCUGCCCAAAACAUUUGGGGGGGGGGGGAUCACAGGUAGGAACUUGUUUGUGAAUCAGUUAGAAAUAUUUCAUGUGUGUGUCUAUAAUGUAAAAAUGUGAAAAGUUUUAGGAAUAUGUGUGUCCCACAAUGAUUUAGGGAAGCUCUUUCUUUCUUUCCUUCCUUCCUAGAGGCAACUUCCUGAUUUUGUCUAUGAACUGCAAAGUUUGUUCUGAUUGCCAAAUGUUAAGAUUGCUCACUUCACACAUUGCUCACUUGAGGCAGGUGUCAGACUAGUAAUAUGCAGUGGAGCCGUGCCUCUUGGCUUCAUCACUAACAUUAGGCAUAUUGUUGGCCCUGGCUAUGGACAUUUAAUGUCAUCUUAUGGCCCUUUAUGGAGGAGAGUCCUGAAUGUGCGUUGCUGUGCCAUCAGGACCCUUUUGGGAAGAGGUCUGCAUUUGUUCAGGUGUAGCCAACAGUUAAGAUCUGAACUUCUGCAGGCAAGGCCCAUCAUGUCUAACAGCCAAGAGGGCAGCCCUACUAUCCACUCCUUGUAUGAUUUUCAUGAGUCUGUUAUGUGUUUUAUAACAAAUCUGUCAGAUUCAUGGACUCUGCUUGUAUGUAACCCACCACUUUUAAAUUGCUCUCUUAACAGGUGCCCCAUACAAUUCCUUUUUGUGGCCUAGUGGACUCCAGCUGAAAGUUUAUUUUGUAUUUGGCAGCCAUAAAAUGUGAAUUUUAAAGCCCUGUUCUACUGCUGACAUAUCGGUAUUUAUAUGAACUGUAAUCCGUGUGCAGAAAGCCAUAUUACAAUAGCUGCAACAAGCUAAAUAAUAGUAAUGAUAAACAAAGAACGGCAUGGCUAUGUAAUCCUGGUUGUGAUCUUUAUAGCACCAAGGCUGUUAAUAAAUAUGUAAAGUUAACUAAACGUCAUUUAAAUACAACCUAGUAAUCACAAUGUAAAUUAUUGUUUGCUAGAAAUUGGAGGACAAGUGCUUAGUUCUUUCUUUGUUUUUGUUUUUUAAAACGUUUUGAUCUAGGGCCUUUUGAAGCAAUGCAGACACAAAUCAAAUAACCAAUAUUCCUUCUUGUAACAGACUUGUUUCAAAACAAGCACCAACAGAAUUUUCUCACGGUGCAAGGAGCAUGUCUCCAUACACAGAUACUGCUUUAUUACAGUGUAUUGCUUUGGCCUCAGAAUAUUCAGACAAUGCUGCAAAUGUUAGCUUGUGCCACAACUCCAAGCUUUUGCAGUUUCUUCUAAUCCAUUGUAUCGGAUUAACUGAUAUUUUGAUUUUCUAUGUUGUUUUUAAGGUAGAUUUUCAUGGACUAAAUAAAAUACAAAGACAA